AGGAGCUUGAGUAAAAUGGAGGCAAGUUCCGGAAAAAGCAAUAGUCACAAAACUACAUAGUAUUAAAUUUUGUUCUCCAAUGCCGUACCUAACGUUCCUGGUCUACAAUCUACUCUCAAAUGGCGCAUUAAAAGAUACGAAAACUCUUGAGAAAAAGCCAAAUAAAAACCCCAAAAAGUAAAAAGUAUAUCAGAAACCAAAACACUACACACAGUCACAGGGUCCUUCUUUUUCUUUACUUUUCUUGAUAAAGGCAGCACUACCCAUUUGUCUGCUGGAAAUGAUGAUGUGAAAGGGAAAAUGGAGAAAGCAGAGGAGGAGCUAGAGAGAAGGAGCAAGUUCUUGAACAGUUUGAUACUGAAAAAGAAGGCAAUAGUAGUUGAGGAGAAACAGGAGCAUGAGCAUUUGAAUGUGCGAGUGAGAGCCUCAGAUAUGCCUCUUUCUCUCCAAAAUCAUGCCUUUAGGUGUGCAAGAGAUAAUCUUGAUGCUACUAUGGCUUCGGGGUCGAAGCUCGACAGUAAACGCCUUGCUCUCCUUCUCAAAAAGGAAUUUGACUCAUCAUAUGGUCCAGCUUGGCAUUGUAUCGUGGGAACUAGCUUUGGUUCGUAUGUCACACAUUCCAUAGGAGGUUUCUUGUACUUCUCCAUCGAUAAGGUCUAUGUUCUUCUAUUCAGGACUGCUGUCGAACCUUUAGAUCAUUGACAGUACAGUGCUUGAAUUCUACUUUGUGAUUUCUGAAACGCCAAUUUAGAAGUUUCGCCUGGAAAUGCGCAUGUUAAAUGCAUUCUUUGUUAUUGUGUUUGGUGAGUGCCUUAUAAACGUGUGAAGAGUUAUAUGGACUAGCACAGGCGGUUAAAAAGAGUAUUUCCUAUUUCUAUGGAGUAAGAAGCAGCACCAGGACAAGGGUCAUAUUUCCAGAA
Messenger RNA from Nicotiana attenuata, 920 nucleotides. Its product is annotated as dynein light chain, cytoplasmic. The transcript is spliced from 2 exons. Gene Ontology annotation, biological process: microtubule-based process. NCBI's taxonomy places the organism in Eukaryota, Viridiplantae, Streptophyta, Magnoliopsida, Solanales, Solanaceae. The record is from RefSeq and is a predicted model, not a curated record. Gene Ontology annotation, molecular function: dynein light intermediate chain binding; dynein intermediate chain binding. The coding region runs from base 301 to 702 and encodes 133 amino acids. Gene Ontology annotation, cellular component: dynein complex.